AUGGAUUUGGAGGUUAAGGGAGUACAGAAGAAGAGAGCGGUGUACGGACAACCUAAGAUCAAGUGGGGAGCUUUGACUAAGGGAAAGGCUCAAGAGUUGGGGGAGAAACAGUUGGCUAUGAGGGCCUGGAGGAGCAGUGGAAACGCGAGAAAAGUGGAAGCUAAGAAAGCGGCGUAUCUGAAGCUAGUGGGGAGCACGGACGAGGAAGAUCGAAGGUCAUGUAGGGAGUGCUAUAAGAAGGCAAGGAGAGAGAUGAAGCUCGCAGUUACGACGGCCAAGACUGCAGCUUUUGAAAGAUUGUAUGAGGAUCUUGAGGGCAAAGGAGGGGAUAGGAAGCUGUACAAGUUAGCCAAAAUUAGGGAGAGGAAGGCUCGGGACCUGAAUCGAGUGAGGUGCAUCAAAGACGAAGACGAUAAGGUAUUGGUGGAAGAGGCAUGUAUCAGACGUAGAUGGCAGGAGUACUUCCAUAGACUCUUGAACGAGGAGGGGGAUAGGAACAUAGUGCUGGGUGAGUUGGAAAACUCAGAGAGUCGGAGAGAUUUUGGGUUUUGUAGGCGUAUUAGUUGUGAGGAGGUUGAUGUGGCUAUACGGAAGAUGAGCAGGGGUAAGGCGACUGGGCCUGACGAGAUCCCAGUGAAAUUUUGGAAAGAAGCGGGUAGGGGGUAUCAAGCUGCUGAGUCACACUAUGAACGUUUGGAAGAGGGUGGUGGAGAAGAGAGUGAGGACAGGUGUAUCUAUAUUGGAGAACCAGUUCGGAUUUAUGCUGGGACGGUCAACCACAGAAGCCAUUCACCUUGUGAGAUGAUUGGUGGAGCAGUAUAG
Messenger RNA from Nicotiana tabacum (common tobacco), 822 nucleotides. NCBI's taxonomy places the organism in Eukaryota, Viridiplantae, Streptophyta, Magnoliopsida, Solanales, Solanaceae. The record is from RefSeq and is a predicted model, not a curated record.